AGUUGUUUGGAUAUUUCAUGAUGCAACAAUGCAAAAGCAAUUUAACAGCGGACAACCAGGAUCAGUGAUGGCUACACACGCAAAGCUCCUCUUGAGAACUUUACAGGACUUGGGGAAUGAGGAGUUCAAGGAGUUCCAAUGGUACCUGAAGGAUGGCGGCAUUGUGGAAGGGUUCCCAGCUAUUCCAAAGAGCCGGCUGGACAAUGCCAACAGGCAGGAAACAGUGGACCAGAUAGUACAGACGUAUGACUUUCAUAGAGGUCUGCAGGUCACUGUGGAGAUUCUGACGAAGAUCAACAGACUGGAUUUGGUGGAGUCUCUUUCAGGAAGCAGCUCUGAAUCAAUCAAUGUGCCAAUGCAACGAGCAGAACCUCAGCAAUCAAUCACAUCCUAUCAACAUAUUCUGCAGUCAAACCUCCAGAAUAAGUUCAUGUGCAUUACAGAAGGGUGGUUAAAGUGCAAGGAUAAGAAACGUGUGGAUGACAUCUACACAGAACUCUACAUCGUGGAUGGAAACGACGGGAAGGUUGAUGCCAACAGUCAGCAUGAGGUCAGGCAGAUUGAGAUGUGCAGAAAAGGAGGAGGAUCUGAGAAAUCCAUUCAUCAUAAUGAUAUUUUCAAACAUCCUUCUGGAGACCACACACCUGUCAGAACAGUGCUGACAACUGGGAUCGCAGGAAUCGGGAAAACAUUCCUUGUGUAUAAGUUUAUUCUGGACUGGGCUGAUGGAAAAGCCAACCACGAUGUACACCUCAUGUUCCCUUUUACCUUUCGACAGCUGAAUUUACUGAAGGGGAAUAAGCUUACUUUGGCAAAACUUGUUCAUGAAUGUAUUAGAGAAACCAGAGACAUCAAGGAGGAGGUUCUGAAUCACAUCUUCAAAAAACUACAAGCAUCAGGAAACACCAACUACGACAAGAGUGAAUUUAAGCUUCUCUUCGUGCUUGAUGGACUCGACGAAAGCCGCCUUCAACUUGACUUAAGCCACGUAGAAGAAUUUUCUGUUGAUGAACCGUUCUUGGUGAGUGAGCUACUGGCAAGCCUCAUCAAAGGGAAACUGUUGCCUUCUGUUCGUCUCUGGAUAACCACGCGACCAGCCGCAGCCAUUCAGAUCCCUCUAGACUUGGUGGACAUUCUGACUGAGGUGAAAGGGUUUACUGACUCCCAGAAGGAGGAAUACUUCAGGAAACGGUUCACCGAUGAGCAGUUGGUCCCAAUCAUUUCCCACAUCAAGACAUCCCGAAUCCUCAACAUCAUGUGCCACAUCCCAGUUUUCUGCUGGAUUACUUCCACGGUUCUCAAGCAAACAUUAGACCAAGAUGAGAUGAAAGAAAUCCCUAAAACCUUAACUGAGAUGUACAUAAAAUUCCUCCUGUUUCAGAUGAAACAGACAAAACUAAAGUAUGGCACCAGCAUGACCAACACAAUGAUCAAGUCACUUGCAAAGCUUGCUUUUAAUCAUCUGGAGAAAGGCAAUCUCAUCUUUUACGAGAAAGACUUGAAGAAGAGUGGCAUUCAUUGUCAAGAAGCAUCUAUGUACUCUGGAGUCUUUACACAGAUCUUUAAAGAGGAGGAUGGGCUGCUGAAUGAGGACAAGACGUUCUGCUUUGUCCAUUUGAGUAUUCAUGAGUUUUUGGCUGCUCUUCAUGUUAUAAUGUCACUCAUUAAUGACAAAAAGGAUAUUUUGUCUGAAACUCGGUCCAUGCUUCAAAGUCUGCUGACAGUUUUCACAAAAGCAUCAACAACAAAGCUGUGCAUUAAUGCUGUAGACAUGGCGUUACAGUCUUCAAAUGGACACCUGGACUUAUUCCUCCGCUUCCUCCUGGGCCUUUCAUUGAAGUCCAAUCAAGAUCUCCUACAAGACCUUUUGAAAAUGACAGCAGACAGCUCAGAGACCAAUGCAACAAUAGUCCAGUACAUCAAAAAGAAGAUCCGAGAGAAUCCCUCACCAGAGAGAUGCAUGAAUCUGUUUCACUGUCUGAGCGAAAUGAAGGACUGUUCCUUGGAAAAGGAGAUCCAGCACUACCUGAGAUCAGGAAACCUCCCCAGAAUUCAUCUCUGUCCUGCUCAAUGGUCAGCUUUGGUCUAUGUGUUACUGUCUUCUGAUAAAGAACUGGAUGUGUUUGACUUAAAGGAAUACUCAAACUCAGAGGAGGUUCUCCUGAGGAUGCUGCCUUUGGUCAAAGCCUCAACAACUGCACUCCUGAGUUGCUGUGAGCUCUCACAGCACUGCUGCGGAGCUCUAGCCUCCAUCGUCAGUUUGGAGUCCUGCCGCCUGACAGAACUGGACCUGAGUAAGAACAACCUACAGGAUUCAGGUGUAGAGCUGCUUUGUGCUGGACUGGAGAGUUCACAAUGCAGACUGGAAAUUCUCAGGUUGUCAGGAUGUGUGCUUACAGAAGACAGCUGUAAGUUUCUGGCUUCAGUUCUCAGUUACAACUCGUCCCACCCAAGUAAGUCAGAUUUGAGCAUCCAGCCCGCAUUUCAGGAAGGAAGAAGAUGCAUAUCUCAAAUUACAGAUCUGGUGGCCUUCCUCUUUGUCUCCCCAGAGAGGCCCCAGCAGCAUGAGAACUUUGCAGAGAGAAUGCGCUGCAAAUCCUCGGCAGCCCACCUCCAGAGGUUCGCAGUGCAUCUUCCAACCUUGCCUCCUGCUUUCGUCCACCAGCUCCUGGGCAGUGUGAGCUACAGAAUGAUCAGCUGUUUGGUGGAUUCUGACACAGUGAUCAUAUCUGGUCAGAGCCAUGUAGCUGUUAUUCAAGCUGGGAACUUCAGCUCUUUGCCCAAAUCCACUUCUAGUUGCCAGUCAGUGGUGGAGGGCGGGCCGGUCGCCCGGCACCGGUCGGCAUCACUGCGAUUGCUCUCACUGCCCUCGAUGCGCUUAAUGAGUCUGCGGGCUCGAUGUGCCAAUGCAACGAGCAGAACCUCAGCAAUCAAUCACAUCCUAUCAACAUAUCUGCAGUCAAACCUCCAGAAUAAGUUCAUGUGCAUUACAGAAGGGUGGUUAAAGUGCAAGGAUAAGAAACGUGUGGAUGACAUCUACACAGAACUCUACAUCGUGGAUGGAAACGACGGGAAGGUUGAUGCCAACAGUCAGCAUGAGGUCAGGCAGAUUGAGAUGUGCAGAAAAGGAGGAGGAUCUGAGAAAUCCAUUCAUCAUAAUGAUAUUUUCAAACAUCCUUCUGGAGACCACACACCUGUCAGAACAGUGCUGACAACUGGGAUCGCAGGAAUCGGGAAAACAUUCCUUGUGUAUAAGUUUAUUCUGGACUGGGCUGAUGGAAAAGCCAACCACGAUGUACACCUCAUGUUCCCUUUUACCUUUCGACAGCUGAAUUUACUGAAGGGGAAUAAGCUUACUUUGGCAAAACUUGUUCAUGAAUGUAUUAGAGAAACCAGAGACAUCAAGGAGGAGGUUCUGAAUCACAUCUUCAAAAAACUACAAGCAUCAGGAAACACCAACUACGACAAGAGUGAAUUUAAGCUUCUCUUCGUGCUUGAUGGACUCGACGAAAGCCGCCUUCAACUUGACUUAAGCCACGUAGAAGAAUUUUCUGUUGAUGAACCGUUCUUGGUGAGUGAGCUACUGGCAAGCCUCAUCAAAGGGAAACUGUUGCCUUCUGUUCGUCUCUGGAUAACCACGCGACCAGCCGCAGCCAUUCAGAUCCCUCUAGACUUGGUGGACAUUCUGACUGAGGUGAAAGGGUUUACUGACUCCCAGAAGGAGGAAUACUUCAGGAAACGGUUCACCGAUGAGCAGUUGGUCCCAAUCAUUUCCCACAUCAAGACAUCCCGAAUCCUCAACAUCAUGUGCCACAUCCCAGUUUUCUGCUGGAUUACUUCCACGGUUCUCAAGCAAACAUUAGACCAAGAUGAGAUGAAAGAAAUCCCUAAAACCUUAACUGAGAUGUACAUAAAAUUCCUCCUGUUUCAGAUGAAACAGACAAAACUAAAGUAUGGCACCAGCAUGACCAACACAAUGAUCAAGUCACUUGCAAAGCUUGCUUUUAAUCAUCUGGAGAAAGGCAAUCUCAUCUUUUACGAGAAAGACUUGAAGAAGAGUGGCAUUCAUUGUCAAGAGCAUCUAUACAUGGCGUUACAGUCUUCAAAUGGACACCUGGACUUAUUCCUCCGCUUCCUCCUGGGCCUUUCAUUGAAGUCCAAUCAAGAUCUCCUACAAGACCUUUUGAAAAUGACAGCAGACAGCUCAGAGACCAAUGCAACAAUAGUCCAGUACAUCAAAAAGAAGAUCCGAGAGAUCCCUCACCAGAGAUGCAUGAAUCUGUUUCACUGUCUGAGCGAAAUGAAGGACUGUUCCUUGGAAAAGGAGAUCCAGCACUACCUGAGAUCAGGAAACCUCCCCAGAAUUCAUCUCUGUCCUGCUCAAUGGUCAGCUUUGGUCUAUGUGUUACUGUCUUCUGAUAAAGAACUGGAUGUGUUUGACUUAAAGGAAUACUCAAACUCAGAGGAGGUUCUCCUGAGGAUGCUGCCUUUGGUCAAAGCCUCAACAACUGCACUCCUGAGUUGCUGUGAGCUCUCACAGCACUGCUGCGGAGCUCUAGCCUCCAUCGUCAGUUUGGAGUCCUGCCGCCUGACAGAACUGGACCUGAGUAAGAACAACCUACAGGAUUCAGGUGUAGAGCUGCUUUGUGCUGGACUGGAGAGUUCACAAUGCAGACUGGAAAUUCUCAGGUUGUCAGGAUGUGUGCUUACAGAAGACAGCUGUAAGUUUCUGGCUUCAGUUCUCAGUUACAACUCGUCCCACCCAAGUAAGUCAGAUUUGAGCAUCCAGCCACGCAUUUCAGGAAGGAAGAAGAUGCAUAUCUCAAAGGUAUUGCCGGAUGGACCUCUCCAGGGAACUAAUUCAAAUUCAAAUACGCUCAGCAGGUACUCUGGGAUGAACUAUUCCUGCUGUCACAAUGUGGACCAGACCUCAAGCCUUAAAGAACUGGACCUGAGUCGAAACAAUCUGUGGGACAAAGGACUGAAGCUGCUGUCUGCUGGACUGGAAAGUCCACACUGUGGUCUGGAAAAACUUUGGCUCAGCUCGUGUCAGCUGUCACAGAGGAGUUGUAACACUCUGUCAACAGUUCUCAGCUCUCAAUCAUCCCGUUUGCGACACCUCGACUUGAGUGACAACGACCUGCAAGAUUCAGGAGUUCAGUGGCUAUCCGAUGGGCUGGAGAGUCCUUGCUGUAGGCUCGAAAGUCUGAGGUUGUCCGGCUGCCAGGUCACAGGAGAUGGUUGUGAUUCUUUGGCGAUGGCUCUGAGGGAAAGUCCAACUCAUUUGAGAGAACUGGACCUUAGCUACAACCAUCCAGGAGACUCUGGAGCGGAGCUGCUCGCUGCUGGACUUAACGAUCCAAACUGGGGCCUGGAGUCUCUCAGUGUGGAUCACGGAGGAAAGUGCAGGAUCAGACCUGGACAAAGAAAAUACUUCUGUGAACUUGUACUGGGAACACAAACACAGCAGACAAGAAGCUGCUCCUGUCCCAAGGCAACAAACGCGGACGAUGGUGAGACAGGGACCAGCCAUACACCCGAUCACCCGGAGAGGUUUGAGCACAGCAGCCAGGUUCUGUGCACGGAGGCUCUGACCGGGCGCUGUUACUGGGAGGUGGAGUGGAAAGGACUCGUGUUUGUGGGUGUGACGUACAGAGGAAUCAGCAGAGAAGGACAGGAGGAUGAUUCUCUCCUGGGCUGGAACGAAAAGUCCUUGCUUUUACUGUCGCAGGUCAUCAGCAUGGCACAACAGAAAGGGCAUAGUUCCACUGAACCACCUUUCCAAAGUUCCCAGAAUGCCCACAGAGUAGCAGUGUAUCUGGACUGGGCUGCUGGUGUCCUGAGCUUCUACAGAGUCCACGAGGACUCGCUGAUCCAUCUCCACACCUUUCAGACCUCAUUCACUGAACCUCUCUACCCUGGACUGAGGCUUCUCGGAAAUGAUUCCACUGCUUUCCUCUGCACAUGUUAGUGUCAAGGGAAAAAAAAUUCUGAUUGUGUUCAUGACAUGGAAAUUUUCAGUGAAUCACUUCAUCAUCUCAAGCUGGGGUACAGGUACGUACGUAUAAGCACCCCCUGGUGGAAUUUAUCUUCAGCUUACAGGAUUUUAGCUCUAAGAUUCAUGGUGACCAUUGUUGUGGAAACCCCAGGGUCAGUAAACAGGGAUCAACAUUUAAAAAUACUCCAGUCACAUUCAAAUGGAUACUACACAGUUUCCGCUGAUCAUAAAGAUUACACGAGGUAUAGUUGGGCUUUAACUGAAUGUUAUGCACUUAUGGAGUAAAAACAGCAAAACAUGGUGACAAAAGUCCAUUUCAGUUUGCACGGGUUAAAGUUGCUCUAAUUUCAGUAAAACUAUGCAAUUAUUGCUGAGUUAAUUAGGGUUAAUAAUGGAAUAAAUGCUGAUUCUGUUGAAUGCUUGGUGGCAGCAACGGUGACUUAGUUGUUAGCAUGGGUUGCCUCACAGCAAGAAGGUCAUGGGAUUGAUUACCACCUGUGCUUUUCUGUGUGGAGUUGCAUGUUCACCCAGUGUUUACGUGGGUUCCAUCUGGGUGCUUCGGCUUCCUCCUACAUCCAAAGACAUGCAGGUUAGGUGGAUUGGAAACUUUAAAUUGUCCAUAGGUGUGUGUGCGGGUGUGAAUGUGUUUGUCCAUAUGAGGCCCUGCAACAGACUGGCGUGCUGUCGCGGGUGUACUCCGCCUCACGCCCUAUGACCGCUGGGAUACUCAGCAUGACAGAUAGUACAAACUAUUCCUUUUAAAACCCAUAUUAGCUCAACCAAUAAUUGACAACAGUUACCAAAAUUGGAGCAAUUUUAACUUUUGACCCCUGAACAAACUCAAACUGACCUUUGUCACCAUUUAUAAACUCUCUGCCUAGGCUGACGGAGAAUGUUGUCACUGUGGCGGCUGGGCAAGCUGGUGUUGGGUGGCAUCAAGCGUGUGCCGUGUAUCUAAAAAAUAACGGGAUCUGACACUGGCUACAGGUAUCACCCUGGGAUGGCCAUAUAUUUUUGGUCCACUGUGGUUGGAUUGUAUGUGUUGUUAUGUACCGAAAACCUGUUUUGGCUCAGGGACUAACAGAGCACACUCUAAAUUGCAUGGUGUAAAUCCACUUGGGGUGUGUUCAAGCAUGCAUUGCAAUCUACAAACCUUAGUGCUGGUGGUAUGGAAAAGAUACUAGGCAAGGUUUUAUGGUGAGAAAACAGAUUAACCACAUGGUCAGCUAAAUGGAGACAUAAUGAUGCAUGUUAGAUAAACACCUAUGUGAAUAUUAUGACCUUUAACACCUGUUUCUCUGCUGUGUGAAGAAUCUGCAGACAUUACGCAUGAGGCAUGUUCAUAAGGUACUGCUGUUUCAGCUGGAUGUUCAGAUGGACCAGCAGUAUGUUUUAAGGAGAUUUAGCGCUGCUUAUCUGUCUGUCAUGCUGCUUAUCUGUCUAUCAUGCUUUUUGUCUCUGGAUUGUUAUGUGGCUGGAGUGAUGUUUCUUUGUCUGUUAUAAGGUUGGAGUGUGCGAUUAGUGUUUCUAAUGCUUUUGUAUCAAAGCAGGGGUUAUUAUGCACCUAAUGAUGUAUUAUCAGAAGAUGUCUUUUUUAAAUAUGUUUUUACAUCGGUCUCCUU
Messenger RNA from Thalassophryne amazonica, 7620 nucleotides. RefSeq lists its product as uncharacterized. Gene Ontology annotation, molecular function: protein binding. Lineage: Eukaryota; Metazoa; Chordata; Actinopteri; Batrachoidiformes; Batrachoididae. The record is from RefSeq and is a predicted model, not a curated record.